Nannospalax galili (Upper Galilee mountains blind mole rat) is the source of this 515-nucleotide messenger RNA. RefSeq names its product formation of mitochondrial complex V assembly factor 1 homolog (gene Fmc1). The transcript is spliced from 2 exons. Bases 81 to 422 code for a protein of 113 amino acids. The record is from RefSeq and is a predicted model, not a curated record. Gene Ontology annotation, cellular component: mitochondrion. Lineage: Eukaryota; Metazoa; Chordata; Mammalia; Rodentia; Spalacidae.
ACCACUCGCGCCCGGGAGGGAGGCGGCCAGGCGGUGCAGCGCGCCCUUCCGCCUUUAGGGACCCGGCCAAGGACAGGAAAAUGGCGGCCUUGGGGUCCCCGGCGCGCACUCUGCGUGGCCUUCUGCGGGAGCUGCGCCACCUGAGCGCGGCUACCGGGAGAGCCUACCGCGAUACCGCGGCCUACGGGUAUCUGGUGAAGGCUUUCAGUGCACACCGGGUCACCAGUGAGAAGCUGUGCAGAGCCCAACAAGAGCUUCAUUUCCAAGCUGCCACCUAUCUUUGCCUUUUGCGUAGCAUCCGGCACCAUGUGGCCCUGCAUCAGGAAUUUCAUGGCAAGGGUGAGCGCUCAGUGGAGGAAUCUGCUGGUUUGGUGGGCCUCCAGUUGCCCCGUCAGCCUGGAGGAAAGGGCUGGGAGCCGUGACCAUGGAGAGAAUCUUCAGAUGUUAUCUUCAUUCAAGAAUUUAACCAUUUCUACCAAUAUGUAUUUAUCAUUAAACCUUUUUUAAGAUGUAAA